Molecule: messenger RNA, 660 nt
Organism: Ambispora gerdemannii
Lineage: Eukaryota; Fungi; Glomeromycota; Glomeromycetes; Archaeosporales; Ambisporaceae
Source: the annotation of a GenBank genome assembly
AUGUCGUUUACUGAUGACAUUAUUAACGAAGAUUAUGCUUUGGCGCUUGAAGGCCACAUGUCAAAAGAGACAUUCAACAAUAGAAUACAAUCAUUCAACGAAACACUCAAACAAACGAGCAAUCCACAAAUGAUGCAACUCUUUUGCGUUUUGAUAACUGCAAAUGUCAUAGUCUUCCCGGUACUAUUCGUAGUCAUUUUUGUUUGUACGAAACCAGACAUACAGGAACCGUUAAUGACCAUAAUGCUUGCGGCUCUGGGUACUUGUUUAUUUCUGUUUAUGUUACGAAAUUUGUAUGGCAAAAGAUAUCUAACAGUGCAAAUGAGAGAAGUUGAACGAAAAUUAAGAGAAUUUAAUCUUAUGGAUAAUUUAAAUUACGUAAAUUGGACAGCACAUUUUGAUACAAAGAGUAUUUUAGAAAAGGUGUUGAUAUUAGAAAUAUAUACAUCUGACGCAUCAACAACAACAACACUAGUACGAUUUCCAGAGAUGGCAUAUGAUAGUAUUUGUGAUUCUAAUUCGGAAGCUAGCGUUAGCACUCUCACAAUAGAUUCGUCACCACCAAGAUCACACGAUAAUUAUCAUGAGAGUUCGAGAAUUGCUGGUUUACCUCCUACUUAUGAUGUUGCAGUUAACUUUCCACCGCCUUCUUAUGUUUGA